AUGGCCUUGCCGAUGACCCGAGCCCAGCCCUAUGAGCAGGAUAUGGUUGAAUGUUGGGAUGAUGAUGACGACCUACAGUUUAACGAUGGUUGCCAAUUCCAUGCUGCAUCCAGCACGGGAUCUGUCACGAACUCCUCGUUUCGCCCCUCUGGACACCGUGACUCGAUCUCGUCUCGUCGAUCUGCUCGUUCUGAUAUCGAUUCUAAUGCUGGGGAUGAGGAUUGGCAGGUCCUCUUGCACGAUAAUGAUGAAUUCUCCAAGGAGGAAGCUCUUGCUUCAGCUAAAAAUGCCGGUAUUCCUAUCCCCGCUGACAUUCCAAAUUCCGCCCUUGUCGGGGGCGCUAUUAAGCGGCUGUCGGCUCGGAAGUCUAGGAAAACCUUCGUCGAUGACUGGUCAGAAGACGUAGAGCUCCCUGGUCCGGAUACAAUAUUGGCUCUCAAGACCCCCCGAACCAUCGCUUUUCCAGAAACACUAAGGCAAAUCAGCUCCGCAGCCACCAGCCCCGUGAAAUCGACAGCUUCUCCGUCGUGGAGUGACGACAUCGCCACUCGUCUGCAAUCAACGCUUGCGAAUUUGGAUCGAUUGCAGGAUGAAAAUAUCUGCCUUGUCAAUGGAGAUGUUCCCACAAUCAAGGCCCCCGUACCACGGUCUCCACAGAAGAAUUCUGGGGUGACUUCAGACGAUUUUGUUGAAGACCUGGAACUACCGCCCGGUCAUGAGCCCCUUGAACUAUCCCAUCGCAAAGAAAACGCCAAUGUUUCUAGCCCUAUUCUUGAUGACUUCGAUCUAGAGUGGUCCGAGGGUAGCAUCGGUGUCCGAGUCGGCGGCACUGCCCGAGAUGGCCGUUCAGUUCCCAGCUCUUCUAUUUCGAUUGCCAGUCCAAGUGUGUCGAGUUGUCUGACAGGAGAGAGUGAAGAAGAUGGCCUUGACGGUCUCUUGUUUCCAGAUGGCCCCCUGGAUUUCACGGCCUCGCUCAAUAAGCGGCAAGCAGCCCAAGAUCCAGAUGAUACCCUCGGUCCGGAAAGAAGUCAGAACAUACCAACUCCUUUGGAUGCAGAUGAUUUCUUCUCUGGGAUUGAAAUCGAGGAUGGUAGAGCUUUUGGCUCAAGAAAAUUGACCUUGAAUCCUAAUGUCAAAUGCAAGACGGAAUGGCCGUCGAGCCCAACACGUCGACCAGCAACUACCUUAACCUUUACGAAUGCAACUGGGUCUCCGCGCACUCGUAUCCCACGUUUAUCUGGUAAUGAUCGAACUCUUUCCACCCACCUUGAAACAGUUUCGGAAAGCGGUGCACCUCUUUCCAAAUUCAGGCGAUCUCAGUCUCGACUUGGACACUCUUCUCAAUCAUCGGUGUCUAGUCUACCUUCGUCCAGCAUACAUCCGACAUCUCCCACUCCUAUCCCAUCUGGCCGAAAGCUUCUUGGAAGCAGGACUUCCAGAGACACUGACCAUACCAAUGACCCGAAAGUUCCUAAUCGACCACUCCGAAGUAAACGGUCCAUGCCAUCCAUCCGUGGCGUAACAUCACUCACUCCGCCACAUCAUUCACAACGAGCGCCAUCUCGUGCGGAGGGUCACACCGCUCUGAAUAGACCCAAGACACCCGUGGAGCGCGCCAUGGUUGAUGUCCGGACCUCAACCCGCCGAUCUCAGGCUUCCUUUGUUCCAGUUGGUGGAUCAGAGAGACAAUCUCACCAUUCUACUAUCAAGAAUCAACGUCCCUCCCGGCGAACUAAUUCGGAUAGUUCCAGUGACCUUCUAAGCCCCCAGGGAACCUUCUCCCGACUAUCACGAUCGACUCGUCCUGAGGUUCUACGACACAGCUUUGGGGAAACGAGUCCGGAAACCGCCAGGUCGGGAACGACCAAGCGAACGCUCACUCGACCUACGCGGCGCCGCAAUUUCGGCGAUGGAACGGAGUUGGAGUCUUUCGAUGAUUUGCCAACAUCUGCCUCCACGGAAAGCAGAUUUGUGAAGCAUCCAGCUGGGCGAGGAGCCCCCCGAUCCGUGCGUGCUCGACUCAGCCAGAGUCGCAUUACUCCCCCAAUUGAAUCUCCGAAACAGUCCAUACCUUCAGCCUCGAAACCACCCAACCCCACGCCAAGAUUUGCGCGGGAUACCAAUGCAUCGCGAAAUGCGCGCGAGCAACGCAUUGCCUCCAUGAAUUCACGGACUCGUGACGCAAACCCCCUGGCUGCAUUCUCUCCCAAUUGGAAACCCCAUUCUAUCGUCUCCCGGAUCUCACCAACCUCCGCCCCUGUUCGCAAUCGCAAAAUUAGACCGGCGAUAAAACCUCCAUCCAAGCCUCACUUAAUUAAACCCAUGGGAUCUGGAGUGCAUGAAGCCAAAUCGGUACGAGGCAUGCGCUAUAACCCGGAAACCUUCAGGUGGGAAGGCAACGAAAAUCUCAUCCAGGACUUUGAUAUCGCCACCGCACCGAAGUCCCCGAAACCUGCACCCGCUCUCAUCACCAAUGUGGGUGCCAUGCACAAUGUGCAGGUCGUCGGUGGCAUGGUGUUUGAUCCACAACGCAUGUGUUGGCUCAAGGCCGCCUCCUUUGGGUCUGGAAACAAUGACGGGUUUAGCGCCGAUGAGGACGACGUCUUUGCAGGAUUGGACGACCUUGACGAUCAAGUUUCUGGUGCUGUCGGGCGACCAUCUGGAGCCCUGGAUGAGCUUCACUCUCCCACGGCGGGCGAGGAUCCCAGUGGCGGUGAGUCUUCCGACGAGGCACCGAUCACCGAGGAAUUCGAUGUUGGGCCAGAAUUUAUCCGACGCCAACGGGCUGAGGAGGAUAAAUGGAGACGCAAAGUGGACAAGUGGGUUGGCUCUGAUCGAGGCGAUCGUGACAUUCAUUGGCGAUGGGCCAUCCGCGAUCUCGUCUGA
Molecule: messenger RNA, 2886 nt
Organism: Penicillium macrosclerotiorum
Lineage: Eukaryota; Fungi; Ascomycota; Eurotiomycetes; Eurotiales; Aspergillaceae
Product: putative cytokinesis regulator (Byr4)
Exons: 2
Coding region: 1-2886 (961 amino acids)
Biological process (GO): mitotic spindle orientation checkpoint signaling; regulation of Ras protein signal transduction
Cellular component (GO): SIN/MEN two-component GAP complex; mitotic spindle pole body
Molecular function (GO): GTPase activator activity
Source: RefSeq, a predicted model, not a curated record